GGUAGCCAUGUCGUCAUUCUAGAAACGAUCAGACCGAGAGACUCCUUCCACCAAAACACGCUGUUAUACUUGUGUGUUGAUGUUGAAGAAGAGAGGGCAAAUAAUGAAACAAUUAAAGGAUUCUGGACUUUACUGAAACGCCGUCAUUAAAAAGCUGGUCAAUGACAAAAGGGAGAGAGAGUGGAGAUAUUUCCUUUCUCUGGAUGAGUUAAAAGUGUGAUCUCUGAACAGGAUGAAUCAGAGAUGGGCUCCAGAUGUCUGGGGGAAAAUAAGCAGAGCAUCUCUCAUGUGGCAGACCCAAACUCGGAAGUCAACCGCAUCACUUUCCUUGUCUGUUACCCCUCACUUUAAGAAUUAUGUGCAACAGUCUAACUCCUACAACAUCGGCUAUCUAAGCUUGAGGCAUUUCCAUCACCUAAGGACCAGAGGCCGUAAGGGAUGUAAAGCUAACCAGGUCAGACAGCGGCUGGGGCUCCACACCAGCUCCCAGUAUUUGAACACUUCAGCCUCCAGGUGGUCCGCAGGUCUAAGUCAACACAUGUCCCGCGUCAAGAGCACACUGGGCACAGUUUCAAAAGCUGUCAGUGGGACACAUACUGAACUUCUGUCCAAAAUCUCCCGUCUCAAAUCUAAUGCUUUAAAGGGAAGAACAGCGGGGGAGGCCAGUGCUGUAUCGACACCAAGAGCUGAGUCUAUUCCCACUUCCUCUACCAGUGCUCCAUCUUCUUCAUCUCCUGCACCCAAACCCGUUUUAGACUCUUCAUCUGCCAGUCCAUCUAUUGCCACUUCGGUUGCCACUACUACUGCACUUGAUGCAAAUGCUACUACCUCCACUCAUCCCCACACUUCUGCCCAGGUGACUGCUGCAGUCGUGACUGUGCGUGAAGGACAGGAGAAAAAGCUGAGACGUGUGGUUCCCAUUGCUAAAGCCACCUGUGCCCGGAAGCCAGGUGAGCUUCCAUCAUCAUUAAAUGACAAUGAGAGUAAGAGCACAGCUCCCAAAGAAACCACAGCACUUUUCCAUCCAAGCACCUUUUCAGUCAGCCUGGAUGAAACGUACACCUACGUAGCUCAUCACGUCAACGCGUACUUCAGCAGCAGCACAAAGGCUCAGGACAAGAAAAGGGAUAAUGUUGAAAGCUCCUCUACAUCCACUCAGGAGAAGCAAACCUCAAACCUCGUGCCGGUGUCUGAUAAAACAAAGCCAGCUGCUCCAGCCACCACACCGGCCUCUAAGAAGAGUUUUGGACAGUACCUCUCCUAUUCAGCUCCCACCAUGCAGGCAUUUGUAGGGAACUACAUUGCUCCUCUCGUUCCGAAGUUCAGGACAGGGGAGACCACACCUGCAGUAUUGGAGGAGAGCAAGUCUGAAGACAUGGCAGUGAAACAGGAUGAGGCCAAACUCAGUAAAGAGCAGAUGGCUGCAGAUGAGAAAGCCAAGAAACUUCUACUCCAACGAGAAAAGAUCAUUGCCAGGGUGAGCGUGGACAACCGUACUCGUGCACUAGUUCAGGCUCUUCACAGAGCAUCAGAUGUCAGAGUCUACAUCAACAGGGUGGAGGACUUGAGCUACCACCUCUUGGAGUUUCCAGAAACACGUUGUGUUGCAGUCAAGGAGAAAGUCAUCCCCUGCCUUCUACGCCUGAUGCAGGCCGACGAUCCUGGUUUAAGGGCAGCGGUCAGAGAAGCUCUAGCGCUAGUCGGCCAUCAUCAGCCGGUCAAGGGCCGAGGCAUACGGAUCCUGUCCAUCGAUGGAGGAGGCUUACGGGGACUUCUUGCUCUCCAGACUAUACACAGGCUGGAGGCCCUGACUGGCAAACCUAUUUACAAACUGUUCGACUACAUUUGUGGCGUCAGCACAGGUGCUGUCUUAGGGUUUAUGCUCGGGGUGCUUCAGAUCCCUGGGAAAGACUGUGAUGAUCUUUACCGGAAGCUGGGUUCAGAUGUUUUCAAACAGAAUAUGAUCGUAGGAACCGUGAAGAUGGGCUGGAGCCACGCUUUCUACGACAGCGAAGCCUGGGAGAGCAUCCUCAAAGAAAAAAUGGGCUCUCAUCUCUUGGUGGAAACUGCGAGAAACCCUGAAUGUCCCAAGGUGGCUGCCGUGAGCACCGUCGUGAACAGGGGUCCUCUGAAGGCGUACGUCUUCAGGAACUACAACCUGCUGCCCGGGCUGCGCUCACACUACCUGGGGGGCUGCCAGCACCAGCUGUGGCAGGCCAUCCGCGCCACGUCGGCAGCCCCCGGGUAUUUCCAGGAGUUCUCUCUGGGAAAUGAUCUCCACCAGGAUGGAGGGCUGCUGAUGAACAACCCCACAGCACUUGCGAUCCAUGAAUGCAAGUGUUUGUGGCCCAACACCCCCUUGGAGUGUGUGGUCUCCCUCGGUACGGGCCGUUUCGAAACUCCCGGCAAGAACAGCGCCAGAUACACGAGCCUCAAAACCAAACUGACUAAUGUAAUCAGCAGUGCCACGGAUACCGAGGAGGUCCAUGCGAUGCUCGACGCCUUCCUUCCUCCAGACGCUUACUUCCGUUUCAACCCAUUCAUUAGCGAAGACAUCUCCAUGGACGAGAGCCGGCUUGAGAAGCUCGGCCUGCUGCAGGCCGAGGGCGUCCGUUACCUGGAGAGGAAUGAUGAAAAGCUCGACAAGGUUGCUCGCCUCCUCACCCGAGAGAAAAGCUCCGUGCAGAGGCUGACGGAGUGGGGUCGGCUUUGGCUUGACAGGCACGAUGGGCUGUCCUUCAAGUUUUAGGUCCGAGACAAGCCACACGAAUAGGCCGUUUUCACCAUGUUUAUGUGUCAUAGAGAUGACUUUUGACCAAUGCCCCCUAAAAUAACUGUAAAUGCUUCCAACAGACCAAACUCAAUCUUUUUAUUUAAAACACCGACAGAUAUUUUUAAUGUUAUUGUGCCAACAGCUUUGCUUCGUGCCACUUUAGCAGUUUGUUUUUGUUUUUUUUUUAACUGCCAGCUACUUUGGCAGUAGAAGUAUAUCUGUUGGUGUGUUAAACUCAAGUUAACAUCAUUUCAAAGUUAAUACUAUUAAUCACUUUAAAAUUUGGAAGCUUCUCAAAUGGGGAUAAAAUAUCAGCUAUGCCAGCCAAUGCGUCAACAGAAAAAGCUCCCAUUUUGGGUUGAUGUGUGGUUUUUUUUUUUCCUCUUCCCACUUCUUUGAUGGGACCAAUGUGACUGAUGUGUAAUAAAUACGUGGUUAAGGCUAGCAGAGAGCUGGCUUUGCUUCAGAUAAUGACUGAAAUGGACCAAGCUUGUAACUUGGUAGAAAAAAACGAAACAAAACAAAAAAACAACGGUCUCCCCGCCCAGAUGUCGACCCGUCUCAGGUCUUAAAAUUGGAACAGAUGCUGGCUCUGGCUAAAUAUUUACAAUCCAAACAAACAGUUAAUCUGAUGCGUUGGCGUAAGCAUAUGUCCGAAUAUAUUUCUUUCAGAGGUCAGCUAUCAACACUGUAAGCAGUCAGUAAAUGCUGGCACUUACAGUUUUACGCAAAAGAGCACUUUUGAGUCCUUAGCUUUUCUUUGUAAAUGUGUUUUAUAUAAAUAUAUAAAUAACAACCAGAAUAUCCUCACAAACCUGUGUUUAUACCCAUAGAAUGCAGCAUGUGUUGUUGAAUUGUAUAUUUGUUGAUUUAAAAUACCAACCCGUAACACUGUAAAACAAUUUAAAAACAUUUUGGGGGGAAAUGCUCUAAUGGAGGUCGAGUUGAGCACCUUAUGCAUGUGUCAUUUCUGAAUUGAGAUUAGUAAAAAGAUUUUGCACAUUUAACAGAGUACCUACUGAUGAGCUGUGUAUUGAGAGUAGUAAACGAGUGUUACAUAUGUAAUUCUGAUUUAUUUGUGAUAAUAAGAUACAGUAAUGUUAGAUUAAAACAUUACAUUGUUGAUUUUGUGAGAAGGAUCCAGAAGGAGUCUACGUUUGAUUGUAACUGUCUUAUGUAUUGUUUUAUCUUGGAAUUAUUUUAAAUUAAGCUGUUUAAAAUCAUUUUAUGUGUGCUUGAUUGUUCUGUUUUUAUGGGUUCCCUACAAGCUAGUCACAGAUUUUGCUCUGCAUCCUCAGCACGGCCGUUUUCCUUUGAUGCCUUUUCUCAAAAACCCAUUUCACCCCUUCUUCCUUGAAGGCUUGUGUUUCAGUCGGCGCUCUCCUAUACCGUGAUGUUUGUUAGGUUACCUGAAGGGAUUGUAUUAAACUAUUUGGCUUUUUGAUUUGUCACAGUAGCAAGAGUGUCCAGUCGCUGUUACGUGUGGUGUUGAAGAAAAAAAGAAAGUAAAAAAAAACUCACUGCAAGCAUCUGCUUCCAUGUCGAACCAGGUCAAGUACUGUAUAACUAACACGGUGAUGCGUGUCACUCCCAGGGGACCUGAAGCAACAUGGAUACAGAUAUCAUCCAAGAUUAAUGUAACUCCAUCGUUGUACUGUUGCUGCUGUGUAAGAACUGUAUCAGAGUGUAAUUAAAACCAAUC
Molecule: messenger RNA, 4475 nt
Organism: Cololabis saira (Pacific saury)
Lineage: Eukaryota; Metazoa; Chordata; Actinopteri; Beloniformes; Belonidae
Product: calcium-independent phospholipase A2-gamma-like
Exons: 10
Coding region: 233-2749 (838 amino acids)
Biological process (GO): arachidonate metabolic process
Cellular component (GO): membrane
Source: RefSeq, a predicted model, not a curated record